Molecule: messenger RNA, 564 nt
Organism: Musa acuminata subsp. malaccensis (wild Malaysian banana)
Lineage: Eukaryota; Viridiplantae; Streptophyta; Magnoliopsida; Zingiberales; Musaceae
Source: RefSeq, a predicted model, not a curated record
CUUAGCUUCUGGUCUGUCGUCUGUGCUCGCGAAGCAGGUCCUCCAUGGCAAUGAGAUCCGCCACCGCCCGCGUCCCUCGGUUGUGGAGGCCGGCGAUGGAGAAGCUGGCUCGGAGGAGCCCUCGUUUCUUUAGCGACGACAGGGGUCGGAUCCUCAGCGAGGAGGAGCGAGCUGCCGAGAACGUCUACAUCCAGAAAAUGGAGAGGGAGCGGAUGGAGAAGCUGAGGCGAAAGGCGGAGAAGGAGAGGCUCGAAGCCGAGAAGGCCAAGUCCGAGAAAAGAUCCGAGGAACCUCACAAAGGCUGACGCGGAUAUGCUCUCCUUCCUACCGCAACUCUUCGCCUGUGUACAUACUGUGGUCUUGGAUAAAUGUAUGCGUGCUUAAAUAAGAUGAAGAUGAAGUGGCAUGUAGACUCUUUUCUUGUGGACCUCUGACAUUAAUCUGUACAUAUCCUGUAGAUUUAACGUGUAAUAACGUGGAGUUGAUGCUGGAGGUAUCGACUUCAGCAGCUUCGAUGUUUAUUAAGUGAAUGCGAAUGCAAUGGCCUCUUGGGUUGUAUCUCAC